Molecule: messenger RNA, 1638 nt
Organism: Peronospora belbahrii
Lineage: Eukaryota; Oomycota; Peronosporomycetes; Peronosporales; Peronosporaceae
Source: the annotation of a GenBank genome assembly
AUGGAAGGAGAAACACCGAUUCUACCGACAGACUUCUUGCAAGACCUUGAUUUAUGGCUCUUGCAGGACGUUCCAAUGUCUCCUACGAUACAUACACAGAGUAUAAAUGAAGAAGAAGGAAAUGCUGGUGUUUUGAGCAAUGAGACGGUGUUUUUGACACCUACAGCUCCAGUGACAGAUACCGAGAAGAUUGAAGCCGAUAGCGGCUUUGUAGCUGCUUUAGAAGAAGAUGUACUGCCAUGGGCAGAUCUUGCAGCAGUUUCUCCAGUUACUGGUGAAUCCGUGACAUUAACACGUCCAGUGUUAAAGUCUUUGAUGCCUCAGUCAGUUGAAAAAGCCUCUGAGACGAACACUGCACAGACGAGGAAAGGAAGACCUCCUGCUUCGUCUAAGACGACAUUAUUAGAGCCUCCUAUGAAAAAGGGAAAGAAGAACAAGAGCACAAGUCAAAGACAAAAGGAGGAGCUGACUUAUUUACGAGAAAAGUCGGAGCAACUUGAGGUAGAGUUAAUGUCGAUCAAGCAGCGGAAUCGAGAAGAAGUAGAGCAACAGCAACAAAACAAAGAGGAAGAAGCACGAUCUGGUGGAUUUGAGACGUCAACGGCAAUGAUUACUAGAAAACUAAAGGAUCUUGGCGGACCUAUGCAACCAGGGGUAUCGCUUUGGGAAAGAAUAGCGAAACGACAAAGAGAGGAGAAGGCAAAAUCCGAAUUGGAGAAUCUUAAGCUUCGUGAGAUGGUGCAGGGCCAGAUGCGGCUUGCAAAGAGCUUGGAGAGAUUGAUUCGAAAACGAAAGAUUUGGGACCAGCUACAAGGAAACAGUAGCACUCAGGACAGCAGGGAAGGCAUGAAUGAGGAAGAAACAUAUGAGGAGAUGCUGCGAGAAGUGGACGCCCAGUAUUCACACGUUAAUGCAGAGCUGAGAGGCCAUGGAGUCGGCGAGUCGGAUCCAGCUGUUGAUUCGAAUGUCAGAGAUGAUGCAAAGAUGAAUUACUCACCAGCGGAUGGUAUGUUUUUCGAGCACAAGGAAAAGAAGUUUAUGCCGUUUGACUAUUUACUUUUGGACAAAGUAAUGUGGCGGUCUUUUGGUGAGGGGAAGCUCAAACAUGAAGACACCCAGCUGACGAUCCUAAAGAAAAAGGCAGACAUGGUGCUUGCUAAGGCUGUACGCCCGCUACGACGAAAAGAUGAAAACAAGGAUGUUGGCUUUUCGAUCGAGACCUCUGUCAUCAAGCGAUUCAGUGAAGGUGAUCGAGUGGUGUUUGUGUGGUUCUCCAAAACAAACGCAAAGCGUUUACAAGAUAAGACCGUUUCUCCUGUAUUGCUUGUGCAUAAAGGAUGGGGGGCUAUAGAAGCCGCAAUACUUCCAGACGGCUCUCAUGGCAGUGUCAUUCGCAGCUAUACGCGCUCGGUGCCGACCUUCUCAAGCCAACUAUUGGGAGAAGAAUCAGGACAGAAAGACACGGAGCACCGUGAAGCUGGCCUGCUCACGGAGGCAGUAUUUGCUGCAUACCAGCAAAGUCGUCAGAGUGUGAACCAGAUAAUUGAAAACCUUCUUUUGGACGAAAUGAUGACAAAGAAUGCGACCUUGACCCCUGCAACAUCAAGAACGGACACCAAUGUGAGUUUAUUGAUGUAA